GUGCGCAAGGAUCAGCUGCUGAAGUUUGCUGAUGAUGUGACGCAACGGAUGGCUGAUUGGCAGCACAAGAAGGAGGCAGAGAUUCGUCAGAUGGUCAGCACCUGGAAAUCUGCACGCUUCAAGUUCGUGCCAAAGGGAGAUUCUUUGACUGCGGAGGCGGCGCAGAUGGAGGAGCUCCGCCAGAUGCUUCGAGAGCUCCAAGGGCUGCGCCAGCGAGGCGAUAUGGAGGAUUGGAGCAAUAUCGAGAGCACAGACGAAGGGCCAGGUGCCGAUGACAGACUGCAGGAGGAGAUUUCCUUGGAGGAAUUGCGAUGGGACUGGAUGCAAUCGGAGACAUCCAUGCAGGAGCUUCAAGGGCUGCUGCGUCUGGCGCAAAACGCUUUUCGAGAAAAACGCAGCAUGGGUGGUU
Molecule: messenger RNA, 409 nt
Organism: Cladocopium goreaui
Lineage: Eukaryota; Dinophyceae; Suessiales; Symbiodiniaceae
Source: the annotation of a GenBank genome assembly